CGUGCGCGGUGCGGCCCCUGCCCGGCCGCCGCCGCCGCGGCGAUGCCUAUUUUAGUCAAAGCCGCUGAGGACGCAGGGACCCAGCCCCGGCCGCCGAGCCUCCAGACCCGCCCGCCGCCCGAGGAUCGCGCGUCGGGCGCCCGUCGAGCCGCUGCGCCCGUAGCCCCGGUGGCUCGUGCCCCGCCGCGGGCGCUUCAAACUUUGGCCAUUUGAGCCCGGGCUCGGUGCCGGGAACAAGUCAGAUUAGCAGAUGGUUAAUUUUUCCUAUCUUCCUUCCCACCCCCUUGGACCAAAAUGUGUUGCUUUUAAUGGCAUCUUAAACAACUUUUGUAAACCUGUAAGUGAGCUGCAGCGUUUAGCAGACAGCGCAGGUGUUAUCAGUGGGAUAGGAGGAAUUGUCAAGAUGAACUAUACGGAGUCCAGCCCAUUGGCAGAACGGGCUACAGCAGGUUUUACAUCUGAGUUUGAAAAUAUCAUACCCGUGCCUUCCAAUAUCACCACUUGUGAAAACUGGAGAGAGAUACAUCAUCUAGUUUUUCAUGUAGCAAACAUCUGUUUUGCAAUUGGAUUGGUUAUUCCAACCACACUUCACCUUCAUAUGAUACUUCUUAGGGGAAUGAUGACUAUAGGGUGUACCCUUUAUAUCGUCUGGGCCACUCUCUUCCGAUGUGCCUUGGAUAUCAUGAUCUGGAACUCAGUGUUUUUGGGUGUCAACAUGUUACAUCUUUCCUAUCUUUUGUAUAAGAAAAGACCGGUGAAGAUCAACAAGGAGCUCCAUGGCAUCUACCGGCGAUUGUUCGAACCACUCCGUGUGCCUCCAGAUUUGUUCAGAAGAUUAACCGGACAGUUUUGCAUGAUUCAGACGUUGAAAAAGGGCCAGACCUACGCUGCAGAGGAUAAAACCUCUGUUGAUGACCGUCUGAGUAUUCUCCUGAAGGGAAAAAUGAAGGUCUCCUAUCGAGGACAUUUUCUGCAUAACAUUUACCCCUGUGCCUUUAUAGAUUCUCCAGAAUUUAGAUCAACUCAGAUGCACAAAGGUGAAAAAUUCCAGGUAACCAUUGUUGCAGAUGAUAACUGCAGAUUUUUAUGCUGGUCAAGAGAAAGAUUAACCUACUUUCUGGAAUCGGAACCUUUCUUAUAUGAAAUAUUUAGGUAUCUGAUAGGCAAAGACAUCACAAAUAAGCUCUACUCACUGAAUGAUCCCACCUUAAAUGAUAAAAAGGCCAAGAAACUGGAGCAGCAGCUCAGCCUCUGCACUCAGAUCUCCAUGCUGGAGAUGAGGAACAGCAUCGCCAGCUCCAGCGACAGUGAAGACGGCUUGCACCAGUUUCUGCGGGGCUCCUCCAGCGGAUCCUCACUUCAUAUGUCCUCCCCACACCAGCGCUCCUCAGCCAAGAUGAAGCCAAUAGAAGAAGGGGUGGAAGAUGACGAUGAGGUCUUUGAAUCCGUGUCUCCAAAUACACUCAAAGCCCGUCAGCUGCCUUGAUCAGGGAGACAGUUGGAGUGACUGAGACGGAAGGGGCUUGAAGAGAUCAUGACAAAUACCAGCACUUUCUCGUGGGCUUUAAGUUAUUCUGUUUUUAGCACAUCCAGACUAGCAGGGUCUGAGGGCAGGUCGAGGUGGGAAGGUCAUCUUCCUGAUCUUUUUAUUGGUCAGCUUUUCAGAUAGUUCAUUUACUGAGCCCUCUGACCAGACCUCAUUCUAUUUUGAGAUCAUAUUUCACAGU
Ochotona princeps (American pika) is the source of this 1727-nucleotide messenger RNA. RefSeq names its product blood vessel epicardial substance (gene POPDC1). The record is from RefSeq and is a predicted model, not a curated record. The transcript is spliced from 9 exons. Lineage: Eukaryota; Metazoa; Chordata; Mammalia; Lagomorpha; Ochotonidae. Bases 251 to 1486 code for a protein of 411 amino acids. Gene Ontology annotation, cellular component: sarcolemma. Gene Ontology annotation, molecular function: cAMP binding.